This is a messenger RNA of Gavialis gangeticus (Gharial), 3105 nucleotides long. It is a transcript of the gene PARP9, whose product is annotated as poly(ADP-ribose) polymerase family member 9. The record is from RefSeq and is a predicted model, not a curated record. The coding region runs from base 110 to 2569 and encodes 819 amino acids. Gene Ontology annotation, biological process: negative regulation of gene expression; positive regulation of type II interferon-mediated signaling pathway. Lineage: Eukaryota; Metazoa; Chordata; Crocodylia; Gavialidae. The transcript has 10 exons. Gene Ontology annotation, molecular function: transcription corepressor activity; ubiquitin-like protein ligase binding; NAD+ poly-ADP-ribosyltransferase activity. Gene Ontology annotation, cellular component: cytoplasm; nucleus.
GCAGCUUUCGCUUUCGUUUCCCCGCGGCUGCAGCGGCCCCGCCCGGAGAUCAGCGCAGUCUUAUAACUCUGGAAGACGACUCAGGUUAUUUUAUUCCAUAGAGUCCGACAUGGCCAUGGAGGAGGAAAACGUAACCAUCAUCAUCAAUAGAGAUGUUUAUGAAAUCCUUAAGAAGAGAGAGGGCUGUCUACGUGAUCUGCUUCAGAAGAAGUUUGUCUGCACGUCAGUCUUUAAGGGUAGACCAUGCCCCGUUGAAGUGUACAGGAAAAGUCCAAAAAGAGGAAUUGCGGUUUCUGUUUGGAUGGAUGAUAUUACAACACACAAUGCUGAUGCAUUGGUCAAUGCAGCUAAUGAACAUCUGGAUCAUGGUGCAGGACUUGCUUUUGCUCUUGCAGAAGCUGGGGGGCCAACAAUUAAAGAACAGAGCAGACUUCAUAUUGAACACUAUGGGACACUCAGUGCUGGGAACAUAGCAGUAACAGGUGGAGGCAGGCUUCCUUGUAAGAGAGUUAUCCACACUGUAGGCCCCAGGUGGCUGGCAUAUAACAAGGAUGAAUGCUGUCACAAGCUUGAGGCAGCUAUUGCAAACAUCCUGACCUAUGUUAAUCAACCAGAGAAUUACAUUGGGUCUGUGGCUAUCCCUGCAGUGAGCUCAGGAAUUUUUGGCUUCCCACUAGAUUUGUGUGCUUCUGUGAUUGUACAGACAAUAAAAACAUUUGUGGAUCUGGCUCCAGUAUUUCCCCCUUUGAAAGAAAUCCGCUUGGUAAACAUUGAUGAGCCCACAGUUGCAGCAAUAAAACGGGCCUGUGAAGAAUACCUGGGCAAGAGUGACACCAGUGCACUUCAGGGGACUGCGCCAGCUUCAUCCAGCUUGUCUCCAGAUUCCAUCACCAUCAAUGGCCUUUGCCUACACAUCAAAAGAGGGCUCAUUGAAAAUCAGUGUACUGAUGUUAUUGUGAAUUCUGUUGCUGUUUAUAAUGAUCUAAAGAUAGGAGGGGUAUCAAAAGCCAUUCUGGGAAAAGGAGGACUGUCUCUUGAGAAGGAAUUUCAGAACAAGUUGAAAAACCCCCAUCCAUUUGUUGAAGGACAACAUGUAUUGACAAAAGGACACAAUCUGGCAAGCAAAACUGUGCUCCAUGUAGUAUGGCCACAUUCUAUCAAUGAUAAACACAAGGUACUCAAAACUGCAAUGGCGAAGUGUCUGCGUGGACUUCAGUCUGCUUCAGUUUCUUUCCCUGCAUUAGGGAUUGAGAAGUUACAAUUGGCAAAGGAUGAAGUGGCAGGUAUUAUGAUUGAUGAAGUUCUCAGGUUUGCAAAGGAACAGCCCCCAAAAAGAAUAGAAGUAUUUUUUGUGCUUCAUCCAAAUGACAAUGACGUGUAUAAGGCUUUCAAAAUGAAGCUUGAUUCAGCAAAACGCCAGCUGGGAGAGAGGAUGAUUAGCAAUACACACCAGAAUUUGGGUUCAGACAGACAAGCUGAAGCAAAGAAUAAGAAAGAUACACCAGUCAUUGUACUUAGCGGAAAUAGAUGCGAGACACUGGAAGCGGCAAAAACGUGGAUCAAAAACCUAGCAGAAGUCCAGGAAAGUCACCUUUUCCAGAUAGAAAACCACCACAUUUUUAACUUUGGCAAAAAAGAGUUUGUGGAACUUUCUUGUCAGCAGUCCUUGGGUGUGUCCAUAUCAGAAGAGGUGAAAGGUGGAAAGACCAGAUUAGAGAUUCAAGGUUCUCCUGAUGCUGUGAUUGAAGCAGUAUUUGCAAUUGAAAACAUGCUGUAUUAUGCACAAGAGAAGAAUAUGGUCAAACAAGAGGAAAUGCUGCUGUCCAAAGGACAACUGGGAACUGAUCCUAUUUCAGGAAGACACCAACACCAGACAGGACCUUCCAUAAUCCAGUACCGGACCACACUGGUAGAACCAAAGUGUCAGGAAUUCAGGGACAGAAAGAGACAGUUUGAAAAAAACGGUCUUCGGAUUGUUAAGAUGGAGAAAAUACAAAAUCCUGUUUUAUUAGCUGCCUUCCAACAGCUUCAAAGAAAUGCAGAAUUGAAAAAUAAAGGCAAGCAAGUGUGUCAAAGGCUGUACCAGUGUGUUCCUGCUCAGUUUUGUAGCCUGGUGUGCCGAGUUGGUUUUCACAGACUGUAUUCCCCUCCACCAGAACAAGCAUAUGGAUCUGGUGUCUACUUUAAAAAGAGCCCCAGAAACCUAAUAGAGGAUAAUGAGCAAUGUGACAAGGACCAUCUUAUCUGUGUAUUUGAGGCAGAAGUAAUAACAGGCUUUUAUACCAGAGGUGGGCAAUCUUACAUUGUGCCACCAGACUUCAAAGUAGAUAGUAAAAGUACAUGCAAAAUUGACAGUGUAGUAGAUGAUGCCCAAGACCCCACUACCUUUGUAAUUUUUAACAGCAAACAGGCUCUUCCAAAAUAUUUGCUCAUUUGUCACCAGAUUCAAACUGAUGGUCCAGGAUCUUCUUGGAACAGUAGCAAAAUGGCAGGUCGGAAUGUUUCAGAAUUCUCGGGUACUAGAAUACCACCGAACCAUGAGCACAGAGGCUCUCCCAAAACAAAGUAAUAGUAUAACCAACAGUACUGCAGAAAUAGUGCCUUCUAGGCCAGUACUGGCUGAAAUAUCCACAUUUGUAUACAAUUAUAACUACAUACAACUUUACAUUGGAGUAGGGUCCUGAAUACAGUUUCUAAUUCUCUUAUUGGUUAAAAUAGCACAGAAGUUUUAUUUUUCAAUAUGUAUCCAACACUGUGCAUUUUAAAAAUAGAAACCUUAGUCGAGUUUGAAUUCAUGUUUAGUCACGGAAAUUAUGUUUUUUCUAUAACUGAAGCAAUGCCUUAUCAACACAAAAUAACACUGCAAAAGAAUUACAGUGCUUUUACUUAAACAUUUAUUUACAUUGUUAAUUUGAUUGUUGUAUUUUGAAUUUAGCUGGAAUACCUGUCGUAAAUACCAUUAUACCUACAGGAUCCACAUUAAUCAGUUGAGAAGUAAUGUUUCAUAGCUUCUAAUGAUUGCCAAAUGAUUUUUAUUGCAGAUUUAGUAGCUAGUUUUGUUGCGGUCUUAUUGAAGUAAAAUAAACUGGCCAGAAAUAAACCAAC